AUGGAGCUGAAUGAAAGAAAUAAGCGGGGUCAAAAACAAGGAACAGACAACGAAAGCUUUGAAAAUGAGGAUCAGAUUUACAUUGAGAUGAAUCACAUCUCUGAACCUCCAGAUGACGCAUCCAAAGAGGCAGAACCUCGCCACAAAAGCCUGCYKGAGAAGAAGCUGGAGGCUCUCRGGAGCUGCUUGGCAGAGCACAAAGAGCRGAUCCAUCUGAUUGAUAAUGUGUGUGUCAGUACUCGUGGCUGUGGUGUGCUGGAUUGCUCUGGACACGGCUCAGCGAGGGACCAGGCAGAUUGUGUCGUUCUCCGACUGUGUUUGUUGCACUGGUCUUGGCUAACUUUGUUUUGUGGAAAUGGGCUACAGUUUGUCUUGGGCUUGCUGAUUAUGAGGACCACGUUUGGUUUAAGUGCAGUGAAAUGGCUGGGAAAUCUGGCAGAGAUGUUUCUGUCAUUCACAGACGCUGGCACUGAGUUUGUGUUUGGUGCCAGUUUCACGGACCACUUCUUCACUUUCCAGGUGAUGCCCAUAUUGGUAUUUUUGAGCUCAGUCGUCUUCAUCCUCUACUACAUUGGCUUCAUGCCCUGGCUCAUUUGCAAGAUUGGAUUCCUAAUGCAGGUUACCAUGGGAACAUCUCCAGCAGAGUCRAUGGCUGCAGCUGGAAACAUAUUCCUGGGAAACACGGACGUGGCUCUCCUGAUUCGCCUGUACAUCGGUGAGCUCACCGUCUCAGAGAUACCUGCUGUGAUGACCGGUGGGUUCGCCAGCAUCUCUGGUUCCAUUUUGGGAGCCUACGUCUCCCUUGGGGUGGAUGCAACUCACUUGUUGACAGCAACAAUAAUGUCUGCUCCAGCCUCCCUGGCCAUUGCCAAGCUGUUCUGGCCUGAAAAGGACACAUCUGUUUCAAUUUCUAAUUGUGACCUACAAUUGAUCAAAGGAGAUUGUAGGAAUAUCCUGGAAGCUUUGUCUCAGGGUGCAUCUCGUGCUGUGGGGAUAGUGGCCAGCAUUAUUGUCAACAUCAUUUCCUUCCUGGCGCUGAUAGCCUUUUUCGAUUACAUCCUCUCCUGGCUGGGUGGGAUGUUUGAUUAUCCCCAGCUCAGCUUCUCGCUCAUCUGUUCCUAUGUGUUCAUGCCUCUGUCCUUCAUGAUGGGGGUUUCCUGGGAGGACAGCUUCAUCGUCGCUGAGCUGAUUGGCAUAAAGACGUUCCUCAAUGAGUUUGUGGCUUAUGAGAAGUUGUCAGAGUUAAUAAAGAAAAGGACGGCGGGCGGGCCAGAAUAUGUAGACAAUGUAAAGCAGUAUGUUUCUGUUCACUCAGAAGCCAUUGCAACAUAUGCUUUGUGUGGAUUUUCCAACUUUGCGUCCCUGGGGAUGUCUGUUGGAGUGUUGUCUGCUAUGGCUCCAAACAGACAAUCUGAUAUCUCCAGCUGUGGUCUCAGAGCUCUGAUUGCUGGAAGUGUGGCUUGCUUCAUGACAGCUUGUAUUGCAGGUAUGUUGCACAUUCCUGAUUGCCAAUCAUACCUGAGCACAGACUUCAACAAAACCAACGUAAUCAGCAGCAAACAGCUGCAGGACUGCUGCACACAGCUUUACAACAGUCAGCCUGUAACACCCAUCUACAUCUACACAUGCUCUCCAUUUCACAUCACAGCUGCAGCCACUUCUCCCAUCAGCCCCUGUCCUUAUUAUAUCUGA
Messenger RNA from Austrofundulus limnaeus, 1692 nucleotides. RefSeq names its product solute carrier family 28 member 3. Gene Ontology annotation, molecular function: pyrimidine- and adenosine-specific:sodium symporter activity. NCBI's taxonomy places the organism in Eukaryota, Metazoa, Chordata, Actinopteri, Cyprinodontiformes, Rivulidae. The transcript is spliced from 16 exons. Gene Ontology annotation, cellular component: plasma membrane. Gene Ontology annotation, biological process: pyrimidine nucleoside transport; purine nucleoside transmembrane transport. The coding region runs from base 1 to 1692 and encodes 563 amino acids. The record is from RefSeq and is a predicted model, not a curated record.